Molecule: messenger RNA, 303 nt
Organism: Penicillium cataractarum
Lineage: Eukaryota; Fungi; Ascomycota; Eurotiomycetes; Eurotiales; Aspergillaceae
Exons: 2
Coding region: 1-303 (100 amino acids)
Source: RefSeq, a predicted model, not a curated record
AUGCCCUCGCCUCAAAAUGUACGCCGGCUGGUCUUGACAGCCGCAGUGACGUCGAUUACGAUUGUCAGUUCGCUAUAUGGAGCAGGGUUGAAGACGAAAGAGGAGAUUGCGGAGACCACGCGAAAACGCCAAGAAUCCACCUUCGAUGAGCAACUUACAGCUCUCCAGAACAUGCGCUCCAACCUGACUGCCCGUAAAGGCAUACUUGAGAAUCAGAUCCGGGACUUGGAUGCCAAGAUGGAAGAAAAGAAACAGAGGGCCGCAUCCAGCAAGGACAAGGAGCAACCGGAAGUGCGGCGGUGA